GGCCCUUACAAAAACAACUUUGAUGUCAUUGAAUUAAAGCUUUUUCCCUUCAGUGAGAGAUUGGGAAGGAUUUAAUCCUCACUAAAUACACUACUUGUCCGCGAUUUUCGCCGAAAGCUUGUUUGAUUGCGCCUUAGGCUUGUUUGUAUGUUCUUACAUGCCAAAGAAAGCUUUCUGGUUUAGGACCGUGCCAAGAUUUUCUAACAUUGAGCUUUUCACGGCUGUAAGUGCAGCCACUUUGUGGCUUUAUAUACCGCUUACCUUUACUGGGUCAGGCUCCGAGUUAGACUUUCAACUUCUAGGUAGAGAAGGUGAUAGUGGACGUCAUGUUUGGACGAGUUCCCUGGUAACUACUUUCAUGUUAACAUGGCGGCGAAACAGCGCGUGAUGAUCACUGGAGCUUCUGGUCUCCUUGGUCGGGCGAUCAUGAAGGAAUUCCUUAACUCUGACAAAUGGGAAGUGUUAGGACUAGCUCAUUCUCGAGCUAAGAACGUUCUGAAAAAGGUUGAUCUCCUUGAUUUUGACGAAAGUAAACGAGUCGUAAAGGAGUUCAAACCUCAUGUUUUGAUUCACUCUGCGGCCGAAAGAAGACCAGACAUUGUAGAGAAUGACGAGAGAAUGUGCACAAAAAUGAAUGUCGGUGUAACCAAAGCACUGGUAGAAACCAUCAAUGAGCUCAACAGUGACAGGGAGACUCCAGACCACUUCAUGCUUUAUAUAAGUACAGAUUAUGUGUUCGAUGGAACAAGUCCUCCGUACAAACCGCUGGACGAACCUAACCCGUUGAACAAGUAUGGUAAAAGCAAGCUGGAGGGAGAACAGAUUAUGCAUCACAGUGAAGGAGCGAUUCUUCGGGUUCCCAUCUUGUACGGGGAUGUGGAAUAUCUUAAGGAAAGCGCUGUAACGGGUGUGUAUACAGUAUUAUAUUAGGAUUGUAUUGCAUAAUUGUUUGGGCUAAACUGCAAAAUACGCUCCCACGUGCCGUGCCAUCUGAUUUCACCCCAGUGAAUAAGAGGAUUGUCCAUUAUUCUUUACCUCAUUCUUCUAAGCUCAGCAACAAUGUGGAGGAGUAUCAUGUAGUUUCCCCAUAAUUUCCCCUAGGGACAGGCUGUGGAACAACAGCCCUCUCUCACGACCCAUGUAAGUUCUAUUGAACUUGCAUCAAAUCAUAUGGAGUGCACAGGGAAUUAAGGUGACUCUGUAUUGAUCAGGUAACCAGGCUGGCUCAGAUAGUGGGAUAAAUGGUGUCUUCUGUGCAUUGGGUUAAUUUCAAAAUUAACUGUUGUGAAAUGACAGAGUUGAGUUCAGUUACUUACAAGGUAUCAGUUACAUACUAGGGUAGAAUCUCUGAGUCUCUUGUUUUAUGAUUUGUUGAGGAGCCAGCUUAACCCAGUAUAUUACAGUAAUUUCUGUCAAUUUCCCCACAUGGCAGAUUACCCACAUUGGUCAAUUUUUGCAAUAACUAGAAAAAAAUUUCAACAGAUUACCCGCACUGGCAGAUAACCUGCACCCAAAAAAAAAAGAAAAUUAUCGACUUGCACAAAGUUCCUUUAUUGUUUUUGUUGACGUGAUAUCCCUUAGCGUUCAAAAAAUAAAUUUUCACACUUUUUAUCUUCGCUAUUUCACUGAGAAUGAUGCCACUUGUAAAAAUCUGUUCUAAAAAAAAUCAAUAUCUCAAGAUCUAUGAGUUGAAGAAAUCACUUGAAAUGGGAAAUUACUCUUUAACUCAAGGCAAUGCUAGCCAAGAAAAUUUCACUGAUGUGUUGAAAAUUCUGUUGCGUCAUUAAUUAUGCUGUGCCAUGAAAUGAACAUGUCAGCUUUUUCACAAUUAAAUUCUUUUAUUUUCAAGUUCACUUCCCAAGUAAGUGACAUUUGUUUUUUGAAAUUAAAAAAGAAACAAUCUGUGAAAUUGACAAGGUAGGAAAGUAAGAGUAUAAACAAGAUAAAAGUUUUGUUGUCAAGUUUUGUAUGUUUUUCAUUUGCAUAGGCUUUCAUCGAGAGCAUUGAAAUCUAUGGUUAUAACAAGCAAUCUGUGCAAAAUAAAUGAGUUAUUACAGUUUUUGAAGAGUAUAUCCAGUGGAUCUGAUCAUCUUUGGUUUUUCCCUGGUUAUAGUUUUAAAACUAUACCAGAAGCUUUAAAAAUUACCAUACUACCAGCACCUUCCUAUAACCUGCAUUAACAACUGUUUGUGGAAAAAUUAACAGAUUACCUGCGGGUAAUCGGUGGGAAAUUACUGUACAUGCAGCCCUUGAUUUUAGAAAAUAAUCUAAAUUCUGUCUGGAAAAGAUGUGCUCUUCAAAUAUCAACAAUACAUAGCUCUCUUACAUCAGGACAAGGCCAUGAAACCCUUAACCCUUUAACUCGCAAGAUCUGAUUGUUAAUUCUCCCCUGUAGCUGCAACACAUUUCCUUGUAAAUUAGUUAUGAGAACUUGGUGCUAGAUCAAGAUAGCAGCUUCUACCUGAUAAGUUUGAAUAUUCUUGUCUCCUGUUAGCUGAAGAAUGUAUGGAUUUUGUAGGGAGAAGUUUUAUGUUAGUCACUUCUGGAAGUUGAAGGGUUAACACAUACAUCCACCAAAUACAAACUUUAAACACCCAAGUUUUAUCAUGAUUGCCAGGCUGCCAGGCUGAAGUGUUAACUUGUGCAAAUUUCUCACCUGGUUCACUGUUAUAAUCUUGUCUUCAAAAUUGAGAUUUUAGUAACCAGGUUUUGUCCCCUACCUAAAUUAACACAUGAAAAUUAUUUCUGAGAGAAAAGGUGCACAAAUACCUUUCAUGACCAAAAAAUCAGCCCAAAAAAUCACCCUGGACUUAUACUUGAGUCAUACACAAAGACCUGACCUAAGCAAUCCAAGAAAUUAGCAUAGCAAUUGCCUGAAGUCUGUUAGGAAAACCGAGUUUACAAAACCAGUUAUAAUAGUGUUUGAAUUUCAUCAGUUUUCAGCGCAUUCUUCAUCAAUGAAAAAGUUUGAAAUAAUAAAUUCUAAGUGGCUUAAACACAAACAUAUUGGAGUUGAUUCCUAUUGUGUCUUCUGAUCUGUAGAGUAGACAUUUUUUCUUACAGCUUCACUGCUGUUUAUGGUGCUGAACUUUUGUGUUCAUCAAAUGAAUACAGUAGCUCAGUGACCUGGCAAAUGCUGUUGUCUUGCACAGUCUUGUUUGUUAUGCAUAAUCCUUCAAAGCUCUUUGGUGUUCCUUCAUUCUACUAAAUCUCCUCGCAAACUUAACAUUAAAAUAAAGGUUAGUUUUAUGUAAGAAGAUUUCAUUUUCAAUGUGAUUUACAAAAUAUGGUGAAAUACUUCUCAAGUGAAUGGUAGUGCCCAUGUAUGCUUAAAUCGUGGUGAUAUAAUUGAGGUGCUAAUAAACUUCACAGCACAUGAUUACAUUUUUCUUUGCAAAUUUUUUUUAACCCUUUAACUCCCAUGAGUGACCAAGACAGAAUUUCUCCUUACAAUAUCAAUACAAUAUCAACCAGAUAAGUGAUGAGAAUUAAGAAAAAUAUAAAUUUGGGAAUGAUUAGUUGAUCCAAUACUAAACUCUCUGAACUUAUAUUAUAAGAAUUGUAUGGUUGACAGUAAGGAGAAUUACAAAUUUGAUCUGGGAGUUAAAGGGUUAAUUCGCACUGUUUUCAAUACAUUCUCAGAAAUAAGAGAUUAACAUUUUGAGAAAUUUCUAUUGGUCUGAAUUUUACUUCUUUAACUAGAAAUGAUGAAAAAUCUGAUUUUUGACCUUGUAAAUGGGGGGGUGACUAUUACACAAGUUCAACUUAUACACUAGUGAAUACAGUAGUUGAGAUCUAACAGUCUUAGAAUCUCAGUUGGCUUGUUCACAAGGUUCAUGAAGAGCCUUUUAGGCAUGUAAAGUUCUGAAGGGGUUCUGCAAGCCAGAAAAUUGUACUCUUAUGUAAAGAUUGGUAUAAUUUAGAAUUUGGUCAGACCAUUUUAAAGUGGACAUGACCACUUCAGCAGAAUAUUGAAACUCAAUUUACUUUGACUUUAAGGUGAUUUGUGAUGCUGUUAUGCUGUGAGUGUAUCAGCCUUGCAGCUUAGUUACUCAGAUUGUCCUGUGCCAUAGUGUGCAAUAUGUUUAUACCUUCCGUUAUAUCUUGGCACGAUGGGCAGUCAGAGCUUUUAUAUUCUAAUCUCAAGGUGCUGGCAUUUUGACAGAGUGAACAGGCAUUCUUAUAUUUCUCUUUCACAGAACUGUUUUUGAUACUACAGAACUCCUGGUUUAAAAAAAAAAAUAUAUAUAUAUAUAUUUGUUUCAUGGUCUUGAAUUGCUUGUGUUUUUCUUUGUGUUGUGCUUUGCCAAAAGUUGUGCUUUGCUGAGAUGUGUUUCCUUCCCUUUAUCUAAUUCAUGUACUUAUGAAUUUGUCAAACAUAUAUCUAAUUUAGUAAAUUUCACUUAAUUGCUUUCAUUACCUGGAGGAGAUUAAACUAUUUAUUUAUCACAAUUGCAGUGUUAUUUGAUGCGGUCAAACAGACGGAUAAACCUGCCGUAAUAGACGAUUAUCAAAUCCGUUAUCCAACCCUGGUGGACGAUGUUGCUGCUGUGUGCAAAUUUAUCGCAGAAAAGCACGUCAAUGAUCAUACAAUGACUGGAAUUUGGCAUUGGAGUGGCAUUGAAGCCAUGUCAAAAUAUUCCAUGGCUUGUCAAAUGGCUGAAAGUUUUAAUUUACCUAUCAGUCACUUGACACCAAAUCCCAACCCUCCCACAGGGACACCAAGGCCUCAUAAUACAGCCCUUGAGUGUUCGAAACUGGAGGCUUUGAUGCAAGAUAGUGGAACGAGCAUGCGCACUCCGUUUAAGCAAGGAAUGACACGAUGUUUGCAACCAUUUGUGUAACCCUUGAAAGCUGGGGGCAAUUUUGAAAGGGAAAAAAGAUAUAUGUAAUAUGAAGAGAGUACAACGGUGAUAAUAAACCUUACUAAAGCAAAGAGACAAAUAAAUGGACGAGAAUUUCGAGAUGCUUGCAAAGUAGCUAAUUCUGUUUCCUUUUGGGAAAGCAGGAGGGUCAUGAGUUACGCGGGGGUCACGCAGUACAACGCGCGCGAAAGUCGCCUUUCUCGUGGCGACGUGAUGUAAUUGAAACGAUACUUGGGAUAUUAACUUGACACUCAAAGUGACAAUAGUUAUAAUAUCCAAGUUAUUUCACUAUGAUUUCAUUAAAUAAUCGCGCCAAGUGUCAUACCCAAACGAAUGAUCCUCGUUAGCAUGCGCUGUUGUACUAAGCGCAAGUGUUUUUUUUUAAAUCGGCAGCUGGUUUUACAAAGGUUAUAGCGCC
Molecule: messenger RNA, 5283 nt
Organism: Pocillopora meandrina
Lineage: Eukaryota; Metazoa; Cnidaria; Anthozoa; Scleractinia; Pocilloporidae
Source: the annotation of a GenBank genome assembly